Messenger RNA from Gaeumannomyces tritici R3-111a-1, 4780 nucleotides. RefSeq lists its product as hypothetical. Bases 279 to 4520 code for a protein of 1413 amino acids. NCBI's taxonomy places the organism in Eukaryota, Fungi, Ascomycota, Sordariomycetes, Magnaporthales, Magnaporthaceae. The transcript has 2 exons. The record is from RefSeq and is a predicted model, not a curated record.
GUCCACUUUGUCCGAGCCAGUUCUUGCCAGGGCCAGUGCCAGGACCAGGCCACAUCCUGAUUUGUUUCUCGAACCGGGCGCAGCAGAAGCAACGCGCUCGCGCACGCCCCCAAGCAAGAAGAAACGGGACGCCCCCCUCCGGGGAUAGGGAUGGGCUCCAGUGGGUUGACUACUAGUAAAAGGAUCUCCCCGUCGAUCGAGCCAGGGCGGGAGGGGACGAUAGAUAUUUUCUCGUCUUUGUGUGUGCAGUGCUUCGAGCCCUGCACCCCGCCGCAGAGAUGAUGAUGGCUUCUCACAGUAAGUCCUCUAAAGAGAGACGUGCCUCUACAAUCGGCUCUUUUUUCUCCCAUCGUUUCUCUACCUCUUCUGUGCCCACGCUCGACUCUACCCGGAACCCGUACGGACUGGACGGCGACGACGAGAAACGCAGCGGCAAGAUUCGAAAGCGACCGGAGGGCGAGGCGCUGCUGCUGAAGCGGGCUGAGACGGAUCGCCUUCCUCAGCGAGGACGUCCCCUGUCGGUGUUUGCUGCAGACUACCAUGCGCGCCAUUACCACGACCGCGACCCGUGGCACAGGGCCACGCCAGGCGAAGACCACCAGGCUCAGGCCCAGGCUCAGCAGACCCAGGCCUGCAACCACCUGGGGCUCGACAAAAACGACAGCCCGCCGCCAACGCCACAACAGCAACCACAACAGCAACCACAACAGCAGCAACAGCAACAACAGCAACAACAGCCGCGGCCGCACAGAUCGCAACGGCUGCAAAAACGGCCAGGACCUGAGCCAGUGCUCGGAGACGGCCGCCGCGGAUCCGACCACCAUGGCGCUAGGAUUGGGAGCCGGAAAUCACGGUCGGACGAUCGGCGCUCGGCAGACCCCAUCAGGCACUCGGCGCCGUCGCUCAGGUCUUUGCUCUUCUCCAAGAACGUCACUAAGCCUGCUGUUGCCGCAGCACCAGAAUCGGGCUCUGCCCUGCUUGCUUCUUCGCCAGCGCAGAGCCAGCAGAGCCAGCACCAGCAGAGCCAGCAGAGCCAGCAGAGCCAGCAGCCCAGAAGCCCCGAACGAGGCGUGCCAAUUCGCCGCAAGCCUGUCCCCACCGGCAGGCCCCUAUCGUUCCACAGCAGCCGCGACGCCCAGCUGGAGUCACAGCAGGCCACACCGUCGAAUCCCGCAGCUGUCGCCCAAGACCAUCAAGCUCCACGCACCGCCUUCUCCCCGACCACGACGGCCCCCUUCUCGCCCGUGCACAUCCGCGCCGUCGAGCCCCAGAACGACACUGACGGCGUCGAGCCGUACAUCUUCCUCAACCAGCAGCAGCAGCCGGACCCAUACCACUACCUCCAGCAGGACCCCUACCCAGACCACCACCAGCCUGGCCAGGCCCACCAGCCGUACGACCAGCUCCAGAACCAGCUCCAGAACCAGCUCCAGAACCAGCACCACCGUCAACCGUCCGAGCUCGAGCAGCUGCCACCAACGGACGCAAUGCCAAACCUUAUUAUCAAAUCCCACUCGACCGAACUCUUGAGCCCGCCGCCUCCUCCGCCGCCGCCCAAGGAGUUGCCGCCGCCGGUACCUCCACUGCCCAAGCAGCUCCCGGCAAAUGUGCCGCCCCCACCCACCCAGCAUCCGCCGCCGCCGCCGCCACCACCGCCUCCCGACAACGGCGCCGCCGCCCCGCCUUCCCGCCGGGGGUCCCUGCCCUUCUUCAAACCAACGCAGCAGCACGAUGCCGCCGCAUCGCCCGCCGACUCGCCCCAGUCACGCAAACUACAGUCUCGCCGCGUCUCGCCCUCCCCCGAGGCCAGGCCCAGGGGCAGGAGCGUCGGCGCCCACUCGCGCACAAACACCCUGACCAAGGCCUCGCCGCACCAUGUCGACGCGCCCCCGCUGCCCAUCGUCAGGCGUUCCAGCAGACCUCCCUCCCCGACGCACUCGAGCGACGGCGGUGCGCACAGCCCAGCCCGCGGCAGGGUUCGCAAGAGCUGGUUCCACGGCGGCCGCUUGCGCAACGGCUCCAACGACAAGAAGGAUGCCGCCGCCAAAAGCCAGGCAUGGAUCUUCACCACCGACACGCAGAGCCCCACGGCCGAUUACAACCCUAUCUUCCUGAACAACGGCGAGAAGGUCCCCGAGCUGUGGAACGAGGCGGGUGACGUCGUCGUCCACCUCUUCCCCAGGGCCAGCGGGCGCGGCCCUUCUUUCAGGGUGCCGGGCAUGAUCUUUGUCUACUCUGCCGUUUUUGACGACAUGUUGCAGGCCCAGGCUACGACUUCGCCCGUCAGCUCGCGUGGCAGGACCAAUAGUUUCAGCGGCCGCAACAGCCUGACGGCCGACGACGCGCGCCGUUCCAUCGUGUCGACUACCAGCACGCACUCGGCGGGCGAUAGCUUCGCUGAGCUGCACCUGUACGUGGCUGAUUCACCGACGUUAAGCCCUGCCGACAAGGAGGCGCCGCCGACGCCGGAGCGCUUGAUGGACAUGCGCAAUCUGGUGGCCUUCCUGACGGGCCAGCCGCUGGCGGGGACGCCGACGCACCCUACCGUCUUUGCCGUGCUGCUCCGCAUCGCUGGCCUCCUGCGCGAGUUUGAGUUCCGGAGCCACGAUGGGCAGUCGUUCGGCAACGCCGUCGACCUCAGCUUCAGCUUCUACUCGGACCAGAUGCAGCUGGCCGACGUGCGCGAGAGCCGCGAGAAGACGGUCGAGGCCCUGGUUCUGGGCGAGCAGAUGCGUUCGUGGGAGAUCUACAACGAGGCCUUCACACACGCCGUCGGUAAGUACGACGCCGUGAAGGAGCUCAAGUCGCCCCUAUUCGCCCAGCUCUCGCCCAGCACCGCCCAGCGCCUCGAGCGCGAGCACCUCGACCUGCUCAACCGCCAGCACAGCGUCAACACCCGUCUCGAGAACUUCGACUUCCCCGCCGUCUUUGCUGGCGUGGCCAACUCCACGUCCAACUCGGAGUUCAAGACGGUGCGCUUCAAGGCCUGGCGCGCCAGCUUCUCGAGCAUGCGCAGCUUCGUGCUCAAGCACUACAAGUCCGAGUUUGGCGGCUGGCCCCCCAAGGCCCGCAGCAAGAAGAACCCCUUCUCCGAGAGCGGGCUCAACCGCCAGGUGCUCCGCCAGCUGUAUUCGGACCUAUGUGCCCUGUACGACCUCCUCGUCGACCGCCGUGCCCUCUCGACCCGCAUCGUCGAGCAGGAAGAGACCCCUGACGCCCGCGAUCCCAAUCUCGUCGCCCUGCGGAAGCUGCUGUCCGAGUUUGACAACUCGUCGCCGCCUGUGCUGCCCGCCGUGCCCUUCGACGUGCCGACACUGCCGUCCAUGACCUCCAUCCUCGCCACGUACCACGACAUGGCGCCCAAGGAUCAGGCCCGCUUCGACAAGCGCAUCCAGAUCAACGAGCUGCUGCUCGUCAUGCAGAAGUCGUACGACUUCGACACGGGCAGCAUCCGCCUGCCCUUUCUCGACGCCUUCAAGGACUUUGAGCUCAAGGAGGCCCGCGGCAAGUCGGCCCUCGACCUGGUCGACAUUCGCAUCGGCAUCUGGAUCUUCCUAUACGUCGUCAUCCAGUCGCUGCCCAUCCUCGCCGUCGACGCCCCCGGCCUGCGCUACACAGAGGGCGUCGAGUACUUCCUGUGCCAGGCGCCCCAGGGCACCCCGCCGUGGAUGGAGGACGCCAUGGAGGUACGCAAGCGCUGGUUCGAGGCCGCCAACGGCUCAAAGGUCCAGCUCGCCGCCGACACCGUCAUGUUCUCCAUCGAGGCCGUCUAUGGCCGCUCGCACUGUUGGAUCGCCGCAAAGAACUGGGAGGCCGCCCUGCGGCGCGCCUCGACCGGUGGCCCCGGGAGCUCGGGCGACCGUAGCCCGCCCCUCCGGGUCCAGCGCGCCCCCUCGGUGGCGCCUCGGCUGCCCCCUUUCAUGUCGCCGCUCGAGCCGCCCCGGUCCGUCUUCGCGAGCAUGGACCCCCACGGGGCCUCGUCGCCUACCAUGGGCACGGGCACGCCUGGCUCUGUCGCCUCGUCCACGAGCCUGGGCACGCCCGUCACCACCCUCCGCCCGCGAAACCAGUCGCCCGCGAGCCAGCGUUCCGUAAGCGCCGGCUACCGCUCCUCCAUCGUCGGCCUCGAGCCCGUUGACCCCCCGUUCGAGCAGCCCCCGCCUCAGUCGGGCGCCUUCCCCUACCACCUCGGAGGUGCCAGCGCCAGCGGCGAGCAGCUGGCACUCCCUUCGGCACCGUACCAGCAGGGCCACAUGGCCCGCAGCCAUUCGGCCGGCAACCUCAAGCUGCUGAUCAACCCAGCUGGUGGCCCUGGAGCACCGGGCCCCAACACCGGGACGCCCGGAGGCGCCCACUCGCGCAAUAGCCCCGGCCCGUCUCACAUGCGGACGGGCAGUAAUCUGGCCCCGGCCGGAGGUGGCGGCGGCGGCGGCGGCGGCGGAAUGUCAUUUGACGACAUUCUAAAAGGCAUGGACGACCAAAAGGUUAAGAAGAAGAAGGGCUGGUUGCCUGGGAGCUGAAGGAGGCGCGUCCUCGGUUUCUUGCCUUCUUCCACGCCCAUCGGAUGCUUCAAAAUCCUGUCAGCUCAUUAUAUCUUCGCAUCCUACUUCUUUUAUCGGGGUUCCCCCUUGCGCCUUCUUGUUCUGAUCCUUCAUUUGAACUUCGCCCGGUCUUGGGGUCAUCGGGCGAGAAAUAAAAAAGUAUCUUAUCUUUUCCUCGUUUUCAUAUCUCUGUUCGAUCUGUAUCCAACGUCAAAAUAACUACAUCAGCAAAUUUGGCC